This is a messenger RNA of Erythranthe guttata (spotted monkey flower), 1159 nucleotides long. Its product is annotated as Peptidyl-tRNA hydrolase family protein. Gene Ontology annotation, molecular function: peptidyl-tRNA hydrolase activity. NCBI's taxonomy places the organism in Eukaryota, Viridiplantae, Streptophyta, Magnoliopsida, Lamiales, Phrymaceae. The record is from RefSeq and is a predicted model, not a curated record.
AGUAAAUUAUGCUUCCCAGCAGAUUUGCCAAGCGCUGCUUUUGCACCGCCACUGUGUUUUCCGAUCCUCGGCCAUGGCUUUUUGUGGGUUUGGGCAAUCCAGGGGAUAAAUUCAUGGGGACCAGACACAACGUGGGUUUUGAAAUGAUUGAUGCAUUUGCCAAAUCACAAGGGAUCCCGAUGGAUUCUGUCCACUGCAAGUCCAUAUUCGGAAAAGGUUUUGUCAACGGGGCUCCAGUUUUCUUGGCCAAACCUCAGACUUACAUGAAUUUAAGCGGUGAAUCUAGUGGUCCUCUUGCAGCUUAUUAUAAGCUUCCUCUUAAUCGAGUGUUAGUGUUUCAUGACGACAAGGAUUUACCUUGUGGGGUUCUUCGUCUUCAUCCCAAGGGACACCAUGGCAGUCAUAACGGGCUGAAAAGCGUGAUCUAUCAUUUUCAUGGGAACAGUGAAUUUCCUCGGUUAAGAAUUGGUAUAGGGCGACCUCCUGGUCAAAUGGAUCCAAAAGCAUUUGUACUCCAAAAGUUCAAUGCAAGAGCUCGAGAGAGGAUUGAUGCUGCAUUAGAAGAAGGUGUUGAUGCUCUGACACAGGUAUUGUCCAAAGGAUUAACAGAGAGUGCUAGAUCUUUCAAUACAGAGCAGAAGUACAAACAUAUUAGACUCCAAACGAUGCCCGUAUGACUUAACAAAAGAUAUAUGCUCAUUCAAGUCACUCCAUGGCAAAAAAAUCCGAUUGGCUAGAUGCAAACUAUUCUUUGCAGUUUAUGCUGCAACCAAUCCGGGACCUAAGAAGAAGUACCUGACAGCUCAUCGCUGAGAAAAGCCGUUCAGCUAGCUCCGGUUGACGGUUGUGUGCGAGUCUCAGUGGCAGAGCUAUCUAAGGUCCACGGGGGGCCAUGCCCUCACCAUGUAGAUAAUUAUUAUUUUUCGACUAGUCUAAUAUUGUCGCCCCCUAGAGAAUUCUGGCUAUGAUUCAGUAUAUUAAAUUGUGUUUCGAAAUUGUACACCUAUAUAAACGACGUUUGGUUAUACUAAAUCCCAAUAUCUUUAGGUUGUACCACCACUUAAUAUCUGCCGGAAUUACUUAAUUCCAUGCAUUUAUUAAUAUCUGGCAUUCUGCCUAACUGCACUAUUAUCAUUAUAUAUUCUAAAUUAUUGUUUUA